Vitrella brassicaformis is the source of this 1110-nucleotide messenger RNA. The record is from the annotation of a GenBank genome assembly. NCBI's taxonomy places the organism in Eukaryota, Vitrellaceae.
CUAUCCAUCCUGGGGGUUUGGCAAGGAAGCAUCAUCGGAAGAAGUUGGCACAGCAGCAUACUGUGCGGAGGCGCCGUUGCCGGCGGCCGCCUGUCUUGCCGCUUUGGGUGGAACCGGGAAACAAAAGGACCAAGUCGCCAUCCCGAUUACACACGCUGGUGAAAUAAUCCCCAUCCACAGAGUGCCCAGGGUUUGAUCACAGGCAGCUCCAUGCAGGCUGCCCGAUUCACUGUCGAAGCACCAGGGAUGACUGGUGAAGCUCCACCACCAGAAGUGCCCGAUGAUGGGAAUAGGAAUGGCCACCGUGUAGAUGGAGAAAGUGACGACAUUCCAGGGAGAGCUCGACAGACCAUGAUUCCACUUGCGGUGCACCGAGAGCCCGUAAGGGACAAUGGCUGCAAGCAUCAGCAGGGUCACGACGCCAAUAGAGGCGUGGAUUGCCCCACUUCCAGCGAUGAAAUCUCGCCACACAGCGGCCGCCUCUUCGUUACUGUGGUCGACAAGCCACGCGUAAGACGCCUUGCAAUUGCAGAACUUCGCGUUAUCGCUAUAGCGACUGACGCUGCACUGCUCAAAUUCCUCUCGACCAACGAGCGAUUGUGCGACGCUGUGCGGAUCACAUCGAGUGGCGUUUCUGCCAGGCACGAGCUCCAUAGAGAGACUGUAGGCCGAGAGGGUGUAGUGCUGCUUCACCUCCACAUAUGCGCCCUCGUGAGAUGCGAAGCCACCACCAGUCAAGCGGUCGGAAAAGAGGGGAAGGGUGAACAUGACUGCAAGGAUGAUGGCUGUGAGAUAAAACAGGCCGAGUGCCUCAUUCAAGACGUCCAGCGCUUCCGACCUGAGCCACUGGGACCUGAGAAGGAACAUCAAACGGACAAGGCGUGUGAUGAGUGACGCAUGAGGGGGAUUCUCCCCUUCUUACAUCGUGAGCCACUUGUGAGCCACGGGGAUCUUCGCAAGAAUUAUUGGUUGGAAGCCGAGCGUCGAUCUUCGCAAAACUGAUCCGAACCCUAGCGCCUCCGGUUCCCACAACGCUCUCUCACGCGCUCACGUCAGGCGAUGGAGUGUCCUGGCCAAAGGAGGUAGAUGUUUGCCCGGUGUGGGCGUCAU